Molecule: messenger RNA, 1644 nt
Organism: Ostreococcus lucimarinus CCE9901
Lineage: Eukaryota; Viridiplantae; Chlorophyta; Mamiellophyceae; Mamiellales; Bathycoccaceae
Exons: 2
Coding region: 1-1644 (547 amino acids)
Biological process (GO): pyruvate metabolic process; malate metabolic process
Molecular function (GO): malate dehydrogenase (decarboxylating) (NADP+) activity; NAD binding; malate dehydrogenase (decarboxylating) (NAD+) activity
Source: RefSeq, a predicted model, not a curated record
AUGGCGGAUCGAGGGCCGGUGGCGCGCGCGGCGCCGCGACCGCCGUGCGGGCCGGGAUACGCGACGCUGCGCGACGCGGGAACGUAUCGAGGAUUGGCCACGGUCGAUCGCGAGGGACGCGGUCUGCGAGGGUUGUUGCCACCGAACGUCGUCGAGGACGACGUGGAGGUGCGCCGGGCGAGGGAAGCGCUCGGGCAGUGCGACGGCGCGUUCGAGUCGUACAAGCAGUUGGUGGCGCUGCAGACGACGGACGAGCGGACUUUUUAUAAAUUGUUGCGAUCGGACACCGAGCGGUUGCUGCCGCUGUUGUACACGCCCACGGUCGGCGAGGCGUGUCUGAGAUUCGGGACGCUGAUACAACGACCGAUGGGGGUGUGGGUAAGCUCGGACGACGCGGGGAACGUGCGGGAAUUGAUGCGCAAUUGGCCGCGCGACGACGUGAAAAUCGCCGUGAUCACGGAUGGGGAGAGAAUUUUAGGGCUCGGAGAUCAAGGAGCGAACGGGAUGGGAAUUAGCGCGGGAAAGAGCAUGGUGUACGCCGCAUGUGGAGUGCCGCCGAGUGCGCUGUUGCCGAUUCAGAUUGACACCGGUACAAACAACAAGACGUUGCUCGACGAUCCGUUGUACAUCGGGCUCAAACGCGAGCGCGACCGCUCCCAGGCCUACGACGCGCUCUUGGAUGAAGUCGUCGUUUCGAUUCGCGAGCGAUUCGGUCCGAACACGAUCAUACACUGGGAAGACUUCGCGCCGAGGAACGCGUUCAGGGUAUUGAAAAAGUAUUACUCCGCGCCCGAUGUCGUGACGUACAAUGACGACAUCCAAGGCACCGCAGCGGUUACGGUGAGCGGGAUAUUGGCGUCGGUGCGAGCGCUAGAGAGAGGUGGUGACGUCACUCAGCAGCGCGUAUUGUUCUUUGGCGCUGGACAGGCGAAUAUCGGCGCCGCUGAACUCUUCGUCCUCGCGUUGACGAAGCGCGGCGUCGCGGAAGCCGACGCUAGGAAACGGGUGUGGCUGUUUGAUUCAAAAGGCCUCGUCGUGCGCUCGCGCGCGUCGCAGCUGAGUGAUGACAAAUUGCCUUUUGCACAAGACGCGAGGGAGGAAACUGACCUCGCAUCAGCGAUCGAAAGCAUCAAGCCGACGGUGUUGGUCGGCGCCGCCGCGGUGCCCGGGGCGUUUACUCAAAAAGUCGUCAAGUCGAUGAGCAAACUCAACGACCAACCGAUCAUUUUCGCGCUCUCCAACCCGACGUCCAAGGCUGAGUGCACCGCCGAGCAGGCGUACGCGUGGAGCAACGGCCGAGCGAUAUUCGCGAGCGGCACCCGAUUUCCGCCGGUGCGAUUCUCGGCUGAAAAGACGUUCGCCCCCGGAUUCGCCAACAACGCCUUCAUCUUCCCACCCAUCGCCCUCGCCACCAUCGUCAGCGGCGCGAAACAAGUCACUCCAGACAUGUUUCUCACCGCCGCCGAAGCCUUGGCCGAAUCCGUCGACGCCAACCUCUUCGCCGUCGGCGCCGUCUACCCGCCCGUCGAUCGCAUCGCCUCCUCCGCCGUCGCCGUCGCCGCGCGCACGCGCCAAGACCAAGACCACGACGAUCGCGCCGUCCGCGCUCGAUCUCGUGCGCUCGAUCGAUUUAGCAUAGCAUAG